Messenger RNA from Acanthopagrus latus (yellowfin seabream), 1273 nucleotides. Its product is annotated as olfactory receptor 52Z1-like. Gene Ontology annotation, cellular component: membrane. The transcript has a single exon. The coding region runs from base 194 to 1174 and encodes 326 amino acids. The record is from RefSeq and is a predicted model, not a curated record. Gene Ontology annotation, biological process: G protein-coupled receptor signaling pathway. NCBI's taxonomy places the organism in Eukaryota, Metazoa, Chordata, Actinopteri, Spariformes, Sparidae. Gene Ontology annotation, molecular function: olfactory receptor activity; G protein-coupled receptor activity.
GUGUGAGUGAGUUAGAGUAAGAGUGUCAUGCAGGGCACAGUGAUCAUAGCAUGUGGGAUCUCCUCUAGCAGCCUUUCUUUGAUAUCACUGCAUCAGCAAUGACACUGGAGGGCUAUUAACACCAUCUCCUAUCUCCUAUUUAAUUCACAGGCUUCAUUGUUUCAUUUGAUUUUCAGUGACUUUUUUUUUCAUUAUGAAAUACACUAAUAUUACAACCGUCAAAGACUUCAUCAUCACUGGAUUCCCUGGACUUUCGCCUGAGUACUUUGGACCAGUAUCUGCUCUUCUUCUCCUCCUCUUCCUGGCUAUUGUGAUUGGAAAUGCCUUCAUUUCAGCUGUAAUUCUGUUUGAGAGGACUCUUCACAAACCCACAUAUGUGAUCUUUUUCCACCUCGCAAUGACAGACAUUAUUUUCAGUACUGUGACUCUCCCAAAAGUCAUUGCCAGAUAUUGGUGGAAUGACAUGGUAGCUUCAUUCGGCGCCUGCUUUACACAAAUGUAUUUUGUUCAUGCUUUGGGAGCAAUUCACUCUUUAAUUUUGCUGAUCAUGGCUUUGGAUCGCUUUGUUGCAAUAUGGUUGCCUUUUCGAUAUCCUGUUGCAUUUACAAACAAAAAAGUUUCUAUUGCUUGUAGCACGUGCUGGAUUGCAACCUUCAUUCGUAUGACGGGAGUCGUGCUUCACGCCUUGACUUUGCCCUACUGCGACAAAAAUGUCAUUCUACAGUGCUACUGUGAUCAUUUAUCAAUAACUAAGCUGGGAUGUGGUGAAAAUGUUGCAUAUGUUAAUAUUGUUGCACUUGGCAUGGCCUUGUUAGGUCUCUUGGGUCCUUUGACAUUCAUCAUCUUUUCUUACUUUUCCAUAAUCAUAGCGGCUCUGAAAAUGUCUUCUACGGAUAGGCAGUACAAAGUCUUGUCCACCUGUGCUCCUCAGAUCUUUAUCACCUGCCUUUAUUAUGUGCCGAGAUGUUUCGUCUAUCUCGCCAACUAUCUGGGAUUCACAUUUAGCACAGACGCUCGUGUUGUUAUCACCAUGAUGUACAGCCUCAUACCUGCUGCAGUCAAUCCGGUCAUCUACUGUUUCAAGACUAAAGACAUUAAAGAGGCUUUGAUACGGAGGUUUAAGAGCAGAAAAGUAAGCACUGCAUUUACAUUUACUUAUAAAGGAAAUAGUUAGUGAUUUCUCAUUAAAUGUGUCGCAUGUGUUAGUUGUCAUAAAAGUGCCAUAACAUUUAGGACGGUUGACAUAAAUUACAUCAUUACAAUUAUUUUUAUU